Closterium sp. NIES-65 is the source of this 5442-nucleotide messenger RNA. NCBI's taxonomy places the organism in Eukaryota, Viridiplantae, Streptophyta, Zygnematophyceae, Desmidiales, Closteriaceae. The record is from the annotation of a GenBank genome assembly.
AUGGCUACCCCUAGUGUCCUAGUCUUUGACGCCGAGGGUCGCGCCAUUAACUUUGAGGUCUGGCUAGACGACCUGCAGCUGUUCUUACAGUGCGACAGAGCUGACGGCCUUUCUCUCUUUGACCUCACCUCUGGCGCCUCUCCUGCUCCUGCUGCCGAUGCUGAUCCCACUGUUCGCUCUCAGUGGGCCACCCGCGAUGCUGCUGCACGUCUUGCUGUGCGUCGCCACCUCCCUACCUCUGAGCGUGCGCACUUUAGUCAGUACAAGAGUGCUCAGACCUUGUACGACGCUGUCGUUGCGCGCUACUCCUCCCCUGCCACUGCUGCACUGAGCCGUCUCAUGCUUCCCUACCUCUUUCCUGACCUCUCUGCCUUUCCCACUGUUGCUGACCUCAUUACGCACCUCCGCACUAGUGACACUCGCUACCGCGCCGCCCUUCCUGCUGAGGACCACUUUCUAGCAGUCUGUCCCACCACUCUCACCGUCGACCUCCUCGAGAAGGCCCUCCUCUCAGCUGAGAAGAGCAUAGUUGCUGUAGGGGCUUCUCGUGGUGACCCUCGCACCCCCAUCUUUGAGGGGUGCUCUCCUUCCCCCUUGCUGCCCUCUGUUGCCUCUGCUGCUGCUGCCGACCUGCUUGGUCUUGAGUCGGUCGGCGCGGCGUCUGCCCCUAGUGGGAGACGUCGCUCCAGCAAGGGCAAGGGGGGCAAGGGCGCGGGUGGAGCUGGAGGGAGCGGUGGAGGUGGCGGCGGUGGCGGCGGCGGGAGUGGGAGUGGCGGCGGGAGUAAUGGAGGUGGUGGUGGUGGUGGCAGCAGCGGCGGAGACGGUGGUGGUGGCGGCGGCGGUGGUGGAGGUGGCAGCGGCGGAGGUGGAGGCGGCGGAGGUGGAGGCGGUGGAGGCGGUGGAGGCGGCGGCGGAGGAGCAGGAGGUGGUGGAGGGAGCGGAGCUGGUCGGGGUGGUACCCAGCAGCGUAGCGGCGGUGGUGGUGGCCAGCGCUCGCAGCGGCAGCAGCAGCAGCGCUCACGGGACAUCCCUCCGCCCCAGCAGCUUCGUGAGUGGUACGCUGGGCGUCUGAGGGGUGGGGGUACUGGUCCCUGCACCUACGUUCUUCGUUUCGGCGACCGCGCGGCGAUCUUUGAUCUUGAUUUUGAUGCUAUCCUUGCUGCUAUGUAUGCUGUGACUUAUAGUGAGGAGAAUGAGGGUUACCGGUGUUUCCAGCCCGACCCGGGCAUUGGUACUGCUGCGCUAGGUGCUUGUGAGGCUGCUGCUCUAGGUGCCAGUGCGUCUGCGCUCUCAGGUACUGGUGAGACUGCGCUUUCAGGUACUGAGUCGCCCUCGUCCUCCCUCACUUUCACACUUGACUCCGGAGCUUCUCGCUCCUUCUUCCGAGACCGCACUACCCUUACGCCUCUUGGCCGGCCGGUUGCGGUCUCCCUUGCUGACCCCUCUGGGGGUCCUGUCCUGUCUCACUUCUCCACUGUCCUCCCGUGUCCGGCUGCCCCUUCAGGCACCCUGUCUGGUCUGUACCUUCCCUCGUUCUCCACGAACUUGGUGAGUGGUGCGGCCCUACAGGAUGAGGGGUUCACCAGUCAGGUAGCUGCGUCAGGUCAGGUGUUUGCUGCUGCGUCCCGGUCAGGUCCUGAGUCUGCCCCCUGUUCUUGCCGCCUCCUGUCUCACGAGACUCUUCUGUGGCACCACCGUCUUGGCCACCCCUCCUUGCCCCGUCUUCGGAGCAUGGCGUCCCGUGUCCUUGUCUCUGGUCUUCCCCAGUCUCUCCCUCCUCUCCCCUCCGGGCCAGGACCUUCCUGUGUCCCCUGUGUCGAGGGUCGCCUCCGAGCUACUCCUCACUCCUCCCACUUCCCCCCGACAGAGGCUCCCCUGCAGACGCUUCACAUGGAUGUGUGGGGCCCAGCCCCCGUCCGUGGGCAGGGUCACGAGCGCUACUUCCUGUUGGUGGUUGACGACUACUCGCGUUACACCACAGUCCUCCCCUUGCGCAGCAAAGGUGCGGUCACUGAGGUGCUGAUCGACUGGAUCCGCGAGGCUCGUCUCCAGCUCAGGCAGAGAUUCAGCUCGGACUUUCCUGUUCUGCGUCUGCACUCAGACAGAGGCGGAGAGUUCUCCUCUCGCCUUCUGCGAGACUACUGUCGCGCACGGGGGAUCCGCCAGACCUGUACACUUCCAGACUCUCCACAGCAAAAUGGGAUUGCUGAGCGCCGCAUUGGCAUGGUCAUGGAUGUCGCUCGUACGUCCAUGAUGCAUGCGGCUGCCCCCCAUUUUCUGUGGCCGUUUGCGGUGAGGUACGCGGCGCAUCAGCUCAACCUUCACCCCCGGGUCUCUAGGCCUGCGAUGUCCCCAGCCUUGCUGUGGACGGGGAAGGUUGGCGAUGCGUCUGCGUUCCGUGUCUGGGGAUCUCGGGCGUUUGUCCGCGACUUGUCUGCGGACAAGCUGUCCCCUCGUGCUGCUCCCUGUGUCUUCCUUGGCUUCCCCACUGACGCCCCAGGGUGGCAGUUUUACCACCCCUCCUCUCGUCGUGUUCUGUCCUCCCAGGACGUCACGUUCGACGAGUCAGUCCCCUUCUACCGUGUGUCCCAGGUAGACGCCGCUGACCCGGUCGAGGUUACUGGUGACUCUGGUGCUGCUGCGGGUGCUGAGCCUAGGGGUGCUGACUCUGGGGGUGCUGUGCGCGGGGGUGGUGAGCCUGAGUGUGCUGGGCCUGGGGGUGCUACUGCGGAGAGUGCGGAGCCUGGGGGUGCUGAGCCGGGGGGUGCUGUGCCUGGAGGUGCUGGGUCUGGGGGUGCUACGUCGAGAGCUGCUGAGCCUGGGGGUGCUGAGCUGGGAGCUGCUGAGCCUGGGGGUGCUGCGUCUAGAGCUGCUGAGCCUGGGGUUUCUCCUGCUGCGCCUCGCCGGGAGCCCCUCUCUCCACAGGAGCUGCGCGAGUGGUUCGCUCGCCGCUGGAGACGUGCUGCUGAGUCUGGCGGUGCUGUUGGAGCUGGAGCUGGUGCUUCUGCGACCGUCGAGGGUGCUGGUGCUGCCAGUCCCGGAGCUGCUGGACCUGCGGGUCCUCCUGAAGCUAGAGCUGCUGGGGCCGUUGGUGCUGAGACUACUGCUGUUGGUCCUGCCGCUGGAGGAGUGGGUGAUGCUGGUGCUGUUGCUGAGGGUGCUGGUGCUGUCCCUGCUGCGUCUGGAGCUGCCGCGCGGCCUCGGCCGUACUUCGUCCCGCUUCUGCAGCAGGUUCUUGGUCUUUCUCCUCCAGUAGAGGGUCCACCGCCUGUCCAGUCGCAGUCCCUGCUGGAGCCUUCCUCUCCACUGCCUGCUCCCUCUCCUUACACUGGUCCUACUGGAGGUCUUGCUGAGCGUCGUGAGCCUGCGUCUCGUCCCGCGUCGCCUGUUCGUGCUGCAUGCGCUAGUGGUCGCAGUUCGCGUCAGCGUCCUCCUCCUGUCCCUGGCACGCACCGGAUGUCUCUGCGUCCGUCCACUGCUCCUCUGCGUGCCCCUUUGCCUUCUCCUCCUGAGUCCUCUCUUCCUGCGCUUGCCGACCCUGAGUCGGACUCUCUUCGUGCUGCCAGUCCUACUGUCACGCGUCUACUUGCUAUUGUCGUCACUGACCCCUCUUUUGAGUCCAGUGCUGCGUCUGCUCUUGUCGCUGAGCUUGUCGACUUUGCUGCUCGCUGUCGUCUAGACUACGCUGCUAGUCUUGUUGCUGAGUCUGCGUCUGUCUGUCCUCCGUCCGUCGGGGGUGAGUGUGCUCUUGGCACGGACGUCCUAGAGGACAGGCAGGAGGAGCUACAGUGUCUAGCGGCUGUUUCACCUCAUCUCGCGUCUGUACUGCUUGCCCCUGAGGGAGACCCGGAUGCACUAGACAUCCCGACUCCACGUUGUUACGCGGAGGCCGUAGAGGGUCCCUACUCCUCUAAGUGGCAGGCAGCUAUGGAUGCAGAGAUGGCUUCCUGGAAGUCCACAGGCACCUACGUUGACGCGGUUCCCCCUCCUGGGGCGAACAUUGUCAGUGGCAUGUGGAUCUUCAGGGUGAAGCGGCCGCCUGGCUCUCCACCUGUCUUCAAGGCGCGGUACGUUGCUCGUGGCUUCAGUCAGCGGCAGGGAGUUGACUACUUUCAGACCGUCUCUCCCACCCCGAAGAUGACCACUCUUUGGGUGCUGCUGCACAUAGCCGCUCAGCGCGACUACGAGCUUCACUCUCUCGACUUCAGCACUGCGUUCCUGCAGGGUAGCCUGCACGAGGAGAUCUGGCUGCGCCGUCCGCCUGGCUUCACUGGGACUUUCCCUCCUGGCACCCAGUGGAGCCUCCGACGGCCAGUCUACAGUCUCCGCCAGGCACCGCGUGAGUGGCACGACACACUGAGGACUACGCUUGCGGCUCUUGGGUUUGCUCCUUCUACUGCUGACCCGUCGCUGUUUCUGCGCACCGACACUUCCCUGCCGCCGUUCUACAUCCUCGUGUACGUCGACGACUUGGUCUUUGCCACAGCGGACACUGCUGGACUCGCCUACGUGAAGUCCGAGCUGCUGAAGAGACACACGUGCACAGACCUGGGUGAACUGCGCAGCUACCUUGGCUUGCAGAUCACUCGGGACAGAGCACGCCGCACCAUUACCUUGACUCAGUCACACAUGGUGCAGCAGGUCCUUCAGCGCUUCGGCUUCACGUACUCCUCGCCUCAGGCCACUCCUCUGCCUACUCGCCACUCACUCUCAGCUCUGCCUUCGGAUGAGUCCGUAGAGUCGAGUGGUCCGUAUGCAGAGCUUGUUGGCUGCCUCAUGUACCUGAUGACCUGCACACGACCUGACCUUGCAUACCCUCUGAGCAUUCUUGCACGCUAUGUUGCUCCUGGCAGACACCGACCAGAGCACAUGGUUGCAGCAAAGAGGGUAUUGCGCUACCUGUGCAGUACGUCGGGCAUGGGGCUAGUGCUUGGAGGGCGCAGUCCAGUGGUCCUUACAGGCCACGCGGACGCUUCUUGGGCUGACGACCAGGCUACGCAGCGGUCGUCACAGGGUUACACCUUCAGCCUUGGUUCCGGCUCUGUCUCUUGGCGGUCUACUCGCUCGUCUUCGGUUCUCGGCUCCAGUUGUGAGGCUGAGAUCUACGCCGGGGCCAUGGCUGCACAGGAGCUUCGCUGGCUCACCUACCUGCUGACUGACCUUGGAGAGCCGCCUCGUUCUCCUCCAGUGCUGUACGUAGACAACAAGGCCAUGCUGGCCUUGUGUCGAGAGCAGCGCUUGGAGCACAGAACGAAGCACAUUGCUCUCCGCUACUUCCUUGCUCGUGAGCUGCAGCAGCGUGGUCAGUUGCGACUUGCGUACGUGGCCUCUGAGGCCAACACUGCUGAUGUGUUCACCAAGGCACUCGCGCCUUGUGACCAUCAGCGCUUUUGCACCCAGCUGGGUCUUGUGCCUGUCUUGCCUCACUUGCUCUCCUCUUGA